UGAGGGGGCCAGGGGGCAGUAGCUGGAAGCACAUCCCCCAGAGGAGACACUACAAAUUGGGGUGCCAGGGGCACCAGGAAGCUUCUGGGAGUUCCUGCUGCAGGAGCUGGUGGUUCUCUGUGGGAGGGAAGCACCAUAAAUUCCCAAGAUGACGGACCAGCAGGCAGAAGCCCGUGCCUUCCUCAGCGAGGAGAUGAUUGCGGAGUUCAAAGCCGCCUUUGACAUGUUUGAUGCCGAUGGCGGUGGAGACAUCAGCACCAAGGAGCUGGGGACGGUGAUGAGAAUGCUGGGCCAGAACCCCACCAAAGAGGAGUUGGAUGCCAUCAUUGAGGAGGUGGACGAGGACGGCAGCGGCACCAUCGACUUCGAGGAGUUCCUGGUCAUGAUGGUGCGCCAGAUGAAAGAGGAUGCCAAAGGAAAGUCUGAGGAGGAGCUGGCCAACUGCUUCCGCAUCUUUGACCGGAAUGCGGAUGGGUUCAUUGACAUUGAGGAGCUGGGUGAGAUCCUGAGAGCCACUGGAGAGCCUGUCACUGAUGAGGACAUAGAGGACAUGAUGAAGGACUCAGACAAGAACAAUGAUGGUCGCAUCGACUUUGAUGAGUUCCUGAAGAUGAUGGAGGGCGUGCAGUAAGGGACCAGACAUUCCUCAGGCCAGCUGCUGCACCCAGCCCUGCUCCCCUGCUGUCCAGGGAGCAGCAGCUCCACAGCACCUGGCCCUCAGCACUGGCUGGGACCUUGCUCUGUGCCAGGGUCCUGGUCUCGUCUCACCACCGGCGGCUGAGCUUUUCCUCCCAUCUGUCACCUGUGGCUUUGAUUUCGCCUCAAUUAAAGAGGAAAGGCUUGA
Passer montanus (Eurasian tree sparrow) is the source of this 844-nucleotide messenger RNA. It is a transcript of the gene TNNC2, whose product is annotated as troponin C2, fast skeletal type. Gene Ontology annotation, cellular component: myosin II complex. Gene Ontology annotation, molecular function: calcium ion binding. Bases 149 to 631 code for a protein of 160 amino acids. NCBI's taxonomy places the organism in Eukaryota, Metazoa, Chordata, Aves, Passeriformes, Passeridae. The transcript has 6 exons. The record is from RefSeq and is a predicted model, not a curated record.